AUGUCACAUCACCAGAUCCACUACCACUGGAUUUGCUCACGUGAACAUGCCUUUGAUUUUGAUGCACAAACUGUCUUCGGAAAAGUGGUUAAACACUACAGCGAAUCCACAGCUGCAAAAAUCAGUUCUGGUACCACGUUGUCAUACCUGACCUCUGCGAAGUACGGCAGCUCCUGGACUGGAACCGCCGAAGGAUUUAUUUUGCAUUGGAAAAAUCAUCUUCGCAUUUACAACAACACAGUCCCGGCUACAGAGAAGUUGCCACCACAACUUUGCCUCAGCCUGCUCGAGUCCUCUGUACGCGACGUUUCAGAGCUUCGCCAAGUCAACACUACCGCGAAUCUAGAUUUAGCUAUAGGGGGGUCUCCCAUUAGCUAUGAAAACUACCUAAGUCUACUCCUUGCUGCCGCGACUUUGUAUGAUAAAGGAAACAAUUUUUCCAAUUCUCGUAGCCCAAAAUCCAAGCGUAGCCCCUUUGUUACUGAGACUACCUUUCCCGAUGAUGACUAUGGCGUCGAUUACGACAUUGAUUUGUCACCGUAUAUUCCUUGUGAGAUGUGGGACAAACUGUCUGACAAUGCAAAGGAGAUUCUCCGUGUUAUGUCUUCUCCUAAAGAAGGAAACGCCUCGGCCAACAGCAAACCUCCUUCUGAUGCGGAAUUUGACACGUUGCCCCACGUUGUACUUACUUCCGAUGUCGACUGGGACCCGUCCAUUAUCGACAACGAAAUUGACCUUGUCACAGAUUGGCAUGAUGCCGUCCAGGACCUUCCCAGUGACCCGUACGUUGAACCCCGUUUCAAUUCAACUGGUGAAUACAGACACAGGCACAUUGCGAACUUUGACAUUUUCUAG
This is a messenger RNA of Phaeodactylum tricornutum CCAP 1055/1, 855 nucleotides long. RefSeq lists its product with no specific name. The coding region runs from base 1 to 855 and encodes 284 amino acids. Lineage: Eukaryota; Bacillariophyta; Bacillariophyceae; Surirellales; Neidiaceae. The transcript has 2 exons. The record is from RefSeq and is a predicted model, not a curated record.